AUGUUAAUUUCUAAGACCGAAAAUGAAGAGUAAGGUGAGACAACAGUUAAUUCAACAUAACCUGUAUGUCCUAAUUGUGGUGCUGCAAGGGAAAGUAUAUUAUAAUAAGUGCCAUCUCCAGCUUCAUUUAUAAUUUCCUUUGUUUCUUUAUUUUAUUUUGGAAUUUGGUGCAUAUUUAUCAUCCCAUUAGUAUUUUAAUCAACAAAAGUAUAUAAAAUUAAUAAAUGUUUAAGAUGAUAAUAAAGAGAUGCUACUAUUGUAAUUAGGAAUUAGAAAAAAGAAAAUAUUUUUAAUUACCAAAUAUUAAUGAUUAAGUAUUAUAAUUUAGAUUUGGCAAUUGUUUUGUAGUAGUAUCUAGAAAAUAUGCUUUAAUUUUAUUGACAAUUAUUAUCUCUUUAUUUUUUUAUUUUGAAUAUUUUACAGAAUAAGAGCAUCCUUAAAUUGAAGCAAAUGUCUAUUCAAAUAAAUCAUGGGUUGAUUUCUUAUAAUUUUGUGGUAAAUUUUAAUUUGUUGAUAAUGGUUUGAAAGCAAGGCAUUAAUUUGAAACCUAUUUUAAGAAUAAAAUAGUAUCAUGGAAAGGGUAUUUUAUAAAAAAUUAAUUUUAGUGAUUAUAUACAAACUAAACCUAAUCAUGAUCAAAAUUUUCAUUACAAUUAUUGGGUUUAUUUAAAGAUGGAUCCAACAGAAUCAACUGAAGAUUUACCUGAUAUUAUUAUAGGUGUAAAUGAAUCUUAAUAUUCAAUUUAAAUAUUUUAAAAAUUAGAAAAGGGUAAACCAAUUCAUUUUGAAGCAAAAUUUUUAUUUUUAGGAUCUGAAUAUAACUUUCAUAUUUUAGAAUUAAAAAAUCUUACUGUGAUACCAACUGAACUUGUAGAAGAUUUAAAAAACCUUAAUUAAUUCACUUUAGAUAUGGACUAAAUACAACAAUAAAAGAGAGCAAAACUAUCAGAAACACUUAAACAUAAGAUUCAUAUGUAUAAUCCAAAAUAAUUUUCUGGAAUUAAGAAAAUUAUAGAAAAUAUCCAAAUGGUAAAUAGUACAACUCAAUCAAAUACUAAUUAAGAUGAUAAUAUUAAAAAUGUGGAAAUAACAAAAGAAUAAUAAAAUAAAAAUAAUGAAGAUAACAAUAAAAUUGAUAAUGAAACAAUAAAUUAAUAGGAUGAAUAAGAAUAAUUAUUUGAUCCAUCAAGUGUAAAUAUAAAAAUAGAUGAAUCAAUAAGAGAGGAAAUUCUUUAAAAGGAUUCAGGUAUAGUAGAUGGAGUUAUUGAUGAUGAUAAUAAAAACCCAACCACUUAAGAUUGA
This is a messenger RNA of Paramecium primaurelia, 1302 nucleotides long. Lineage: Eukaryota; Ciliophora; Oligohymenophorea; Peniculida; Parameciidae. The record is from the annotation of a GenBank genome assembly.